This is a messenger RNA of Telopea speciosissima, 2100 nucleotides long. RefSeq names its product wall-associated receptor kinase 3-like. NCBI's taxonomy places the organism in Eukaryota, Viridiplantae, Streptophyta, Magnoliopsida, Proteales, Proteaceae. Gene Ontology annotation, biological process: protein phosphorylation; cell surface receptor signaling pathway. Gene Ontology annotation, molecular function: ATP binding; polysaccharide binding; protein serine/threonine kinase activity. Gene Ontology annotation, cellular component: plasma membrane. The transcript is spliced from 2 exons. Bases 1 to 2100 code for a protein of 699 amino acids. The record is from RefSeq and is a predicted model, not a curated record.
AUGAUUCUGAUUUUGCUUCUUAUCAGUCUUCUAUCACCAGCUUUAGGUGCAGCAGCCAUUACAGUUCCACCUCUAACCUUCCCUGGCUGCCAAGAAAAAUGUGGAAAUGUAAGCGUUCCCUACCCAUUUGGAAUUGGAGAAGGUUGCUUCAUGGGGGGUUCUAAUGAUAGUUUUUAUCGUAUAACAUGCGAGGCCAGGAACGGCAGCAGCAGCCUUAGAGCUUACAUAGGGGGGGACACUGAAGUCCUCCAGAUAUCAUUAGAAGUCCCAGAGAUAAGCGUUAGCAGCUAUUAUGCUUUUCAGUGUUACAAUUCUACUGGAAAAGCAAUUGGGCAAACCUACUGGAUGACUUUGAGAGGUACGCCUUUCACCUUCUCAGCCACCCGAAACAAGUUUAUAAGUAUCGGAUGCGACACACUUGCAAACAUAGCUGAUUAUGUGGAUAAUUACUUCACACUUGGGUGCAUGUCCGUGUGCAGAGACAUGAAGAGUGUGAAGAAUGGUUCUUGCACUGGUAUCGGUUGUUGCCAGACUUCAAUUCCUUUAAAUCUCAAACGUUUCAGUGUGAUUCUUGGGAGUUUAUAUAACCAUACAAGGAUUUGGCGGUCCAAUCCUUGCAGCUAUGCUUUCUUGGCUGAUCAAGACUGGUUCGACUUCAAAUUCUCAGAUCUCUCGGCUGAUAACUUUGCCAAUUCGACUAUUCCGGUGGUGUUGGAUUGGGCUAUUGGGAAUCAAACAUGUGAAGUAGCAGUUCGAGAUUCACAUUCGUAUGCUUGUGGUCAAAAUAGCUAUUGCUCUAAUGCCACAAAUGGCCCUGGCUAUCAAUGUUUCUGCAAAAAUGGUUUCAAAGGCAACCCUUAUCUUCCUCGAGGAUGCCAAGGUACCGGUCUAGGUACUAUAUUUCUACUUGUCUGCAUAUUUUUUUCAUAUUGGACAUUCAAGAGAAGAAGGCUUAUCAAACUCAGACAAAAAUUUUUCCAACAAAAUGGAGGCUUGUUAUUGCAGCAACAAAUAGCUUUGCAUAAAGGUGUUGAAGAAAUUGCCAAGAUUUUUACCAUAGAAGAGCUAGAAAAGGCAACAAACAACUUCCAUGAGAUUCAAAUACUUGGCCAAGGAGGGCAAGGUACGGUUUUCAGAGGAAACUUAUUUGGAGGCAAAGUCGUGGCAGUUAAGAAAUCCAAAAAAAUGGACAAAGGGCAAAUUAUAGAGUUCAUAAAUGAGGUGAAUAUCCUUUCUCAAAUUUAUCAUAGAAAUGUGGUAAAGCUCUUGGGAUGUUGUUUAGAGACAGAGGUUCCAUUGUUAGUUUACGAGUUCAUCUCCAAUGGAACCCUCUUCCAACAUAUCCAUAACAGGAAUCAUGCAGCUUUUAUUUCAUGGGGAAACCGUUUAAGAAUUGCUGCUGAAACAGCUGGUGCAUUAGCAUAUUUGCACUCUGCUCAUUCAGUACCAAUCCUUCAUAGGGAUGUCAAGUCUUCUAAUAUACUAUUAGAUGAUAAUCACACGGCCAAAGUAUCUGAUUUUGGGGCUUCAAGAUUUGUUCCUUUAGAUCAAACUCAAAUGACAACACUAAUUCAAGGGACCUUAGGCUACUUAGACCCAGAAUGCUUCCAUAAAGGUCAAUUGACUGAUAAAAGUGAUGUUUAUAGCUUUGGUGUUGUUCUUGCGGAGCUCUUAACUGGGCAAAAACCACUUUCACCUGAAGGAUUUGGGGAACAUAAAAGCUUAGCGAUGCAUUUUGUUUCUUCAAUGGAAAAGAAGAAAUUUCUUCAUAUUGUUGAUGCCAGAGUGCUAAAUGAGAGAAAUAGAGAGCAAAUUUUGGUAGUUGCUGAGCUUGCAAGAAAAUGCUUAAAUGUUAAAGGAGAAGAUAGGCCAACGAUGAAAGAAGUUGCAAUAGAGCUUGAAUCUUUGAAAAUGUUCUAUGAACACACAUGGUCACAGCAUGAAUAUGAGGAAACUGAACACUUAUUGGAUGAACCAUUAAUAAGUUCUACAAGCAUUGCGACUGCUCAAGAGACUCCAGGGGAUAGUUCUACUAUCUAUGCAAGUUGUCAAGGAAGGUUGGAGGAUAGUGUCAUGCUAUCAUUACAGAAUGGUCGUUGA